AUGACUGCACCAGCAUUGAGGGUUAUCGUGGAUGGUGAUAGCAACAAGGUGUACAAGAGAGGGGAUCAGGUUACUGGAAGAAUCACAUUGAUACUGGAAAAGCAAGAAGACAUUGAGUCACUCAAAGUGGUCUUUGCGGGUAGUUGCAUGACAAGGACAUCCAGGCCUUUGCAUGCCAAUGGCCACAUCGGAUCUGCGUCACCGAGGCGCGAGUACGAAGAAAAGAUACGACUCUUCAGACACGAAAAGGAUCUGGUUAAAUGCUGUGCUCUGAAACCUAAGAAGUACUCAUGGACCUUUGGAUUUGUGUUUCCCAAAAACACUGAACCACGAUACAAAGGGACAGGCCAUGGUAGCAACUAUCUGAAGGAGCCACAUCCACUACCACCGAGUUUCCAAUUAAAGACGAGCUUUCCAGGUGGUACGGCUCAGAUAUCAUACUUUGUCCAAGCGAAGCUCGUUCUCAGUGCGUCCAGGGAAGUUAGAAGAUGUAAACAGAUGUUGCGACACCUACCGAUCCCACCAACGGAACUACAACAGCAGGCCAAAGUCACGGCCUCUGUGCUCUAUGGACAAGCGUGGAAGCCGAUACGAGAAAAAGAAAAGUCCCGGGUCAAAAAGGUACUGUCGGGUGUUUCCAUGAACUCGACUCCUCGCAUCACGCCAACUUUGUUUCACCCACAACAAGUCGCACCGGGACAGCACAUACCGUUAUCACUCAGUCUACUCAACGCACGCGAUCCUGCCAACCAUGCGGAACGGCAAUGUACAAUCGACUCCUUGACAGUAACUAUUUCAACAUACUCGACCACCAGGUGCGGCAGCAACUUAUCGGACCCCCAAGACAUCGUUUCCAAGCACGUUACUUGUAUAUCGCGAAAAGACAUGAAAAAAGCGAUCCCUUUCAACCGUAAAACGACACUGACAUCGGAUUUCCGCCUCAUUGACAACAUGGAGUGUGUGCCUACGUUCAAGACGUACACCGUUACCAGGCGCUAUGAACUGGGCGUCGCAAUCGGUAUCAAAUACAACGAUCAGAACUUUACUAUUCAUUCAAGUAUACCACUGGAGAUCCUACCCCGCUUGUCAAGCGAUCUACUGCCGCCACUGCCACUGGAUAGAGAGGACGUGGAGUCUCUACCGCAGUACACGCCACGAGAGCCGUCCCGGGAAUUUGCGCCAGAUUACGAACAGAUAUGUGCAUUGUCACGGUCAUCUUCAAGUGCGAAUUCCUUAUCACAGCUGGCUUCGGGGGGCUCUAGUUUGUUUUCUGCUGGUUCGGCACCUAGUACCGCGCCGUCAACGCCUAUGAGGGAGAUUGAAGCACCAGUGUAUGAGAGGGUUGCUGUGUGA
Pyrenophora tritici-repentis Pt-1C-BFP is the source of this 1353-nucleotide messenger RNA. RefSeq names its product Arrestin-N domain containing protein. Lineage: Eukaryota; Fungi; Ascomycota; Dothideomycetes; Pleosporales; Pleosporaceae. Gene Ontology annotation, cellular component: plasma membrane; cytoplasm; cytosol. Gene Ontology annotation, molecular function: protein-macromolecule adaptor activity; ubiquitin protein ligase binding. The record is from RefSeq and is a predicted model, not a curated record. Gene Ontology annotation, biological process: ubiquitin-dependent endocytosis.